AUGUCUUUACCGCCGGAGCUUUUACGAGAAGUAAAGCGGUUCAAUGCCCUUAAAAUGGUGAGGGGAUUGCUCCAAAUUCUUCCAUAUGAGACAUUCAUUAACCCUGAAAAUGGGUAUAUCUUCGAGGGAGGUCAAUGUGAGUUUGGUGUUGAUGUCAUUGUUCCCCCACCCCAUACCAAUUGGGAGAUCGUCUCUUUUGAUGAAAAACUACUCCCUUAUCCCAAGUUCUCGUGGACUGUUAAGAACUUUUCUGGCUUGAGCGAGUCUGUUUACAAGUCAAACAGUUUUUCAAUGGGAGGAAAGACAUGCUGUCUAAUGCUGUAUCCGAAGGGCUACUUAAAAGCAACUGGGAAAUAUUUAUCCGUGUAUCUUUAUUUAGCUGAUAGUGAAACACUAAAACCUGAUGAAAAGAUUUUCACUCAAGUACUUGUCCGAGUCCUAAACCCGCUUGGAUCCAAUCAUGUAGAACUCAAAUUGAACUCCUGGUACGAGAAAACAAACUGGGUUUGGGGUUGGAGUUACUUUUUCUCUUUAGAUAAAUUUCAAAAGACUUACUUGGACAAAGAAGACACGUUGAAAGUUGAGGCCGAAUUUAAAGUUGUUUCUGCGGCCAAAUACUCUACCGUUAUCUGA
This is a messenger RNA of Camelina sativa (false flax), 633 nucleotides long. Lineage: Eukaryota; Viridiplantae; Streptophyta; Magnoliopsida; Brassicales; Brassicaceae. The record is from RefSeq and is a predicted model, not a curated record.